Molecule: messenger RNA, 761 nt
Organism: Apaloderma vittatum (bar-tailed trogon)
Lineage: Eukaryota; Metazoa; Chordata; Aves; Trogoniformes; Trogonidae
Gene: SGPP2
Product: sphingosine-1-phosphate phosphatase 2
Exons: 5
Biological process (GO): phospholipid dephosphorylation; sphingosine metabolic process
Cellular component (GO): endoplasmic reticulum membrane
Molecular function (GO): sphingosine-1-phosphate phosphatase activity
Source: RefSeq, a predicted model, not a curated record
GGUUGCACGCAGAAGUACGUUGUGAAGAACUACUUCUACUACUACUUGUUCAAGUUUUCAGCUGCUUUGGGCGAAGAGAUCUUUUAUAUCACUUUCCUGCCGUUUAUCUACUGGAACUUAGAUCACUCCGUGUCGAGAAGGAUGAUCAUCGUUUGGUCUGCCACCGCCAUCUCCUUCUCCUUCCUCAGCGCCACCGCCGACCAGUACGAGUAUCCAUUUGAACUAGGCCUGGCGGCAGCGUUUGUGGUUUCAACGCUGGUGUGUCUGAGCCGGCUCUACACGGGGAUGCACACGGUCCUGGAUGUGAUCGGCGGGGCGCUGAUCUCGGCGGCGCUGCUCGUGCUCUUGUACCCGGCGUGGGACGCGAUCGAUCACCUGCUGUUAACCAGCCCCUUCUGCCCGCUGAUUUCCAUCGUUGUGCCUCUGCUCUUAUGUUACAACUACCCCAAGCUGGACUACUACAGCCCCACCAGGGGAGACACCACCACUAUCUUAGGGGCAGGAGCCGGAGCGACUGGGGGGUUUUGGUUAAACAACACUAAAAUGCUGGUGGUCAUGCUGGCCAGGUUCUUCGUAGGGAUCCUCGUCAUCCUGCUGACGCGUCAGAUCAUGAAGAGCGCGGUCCUCGGCGCGCUGGGUUAUCGGUACAAGUUCCCCAUUGGCGACCUGGAAGCCCGGAGGCGACUGGAAGUGGAAGUCCCGUAUAAAUUCGUGACGUACUCCUCGGUUGGCUUCAGCGCUACCGUCGUCGUGCCGCUGCU